AGCGGGCGGUGAAAAGCUUUAGUCUCACUCUCAGCUUCGUUCUAGUUAGAUCUGCGGAAAUGAGGGAAGCUUGUCUCAAUUGAAAGUUGAUCGUUUACCGAACAAGUUUUAUUUAUAACAAGCAGGAGGCAGCCAUCCCACGAUGAAACGCAGUUUUGAAGAUGCGGGAGGGUGACUGUUACAUGCUUCCUGGGACGAGAAGAUCGAUAGAAUACAUGCGCGCCUGACCACGUCCCGAGUUAGCGCGCACGAGUUCUCUACGCAAUUUGUGUUGCAUACGUUCGCUCUUGGAUUUGUUGAUUAGACACUUGUACGUUUUUCCGAGGUGUGGUCACGGAAAUUUCUGAAAACGCUUGUACGAUUGUUGAUGAAACGGCACGAAACACAAAAGUUACUUUCUCGAGUUCAGUGCUAUCGAAACAUCGUCAUCUCGCCGUCGUCAUCGUCGUCGUCGCCGUCGUUGCCGCUGCCACCGCCGCGACGGAAUUAUUACGCGCACACUGACCUAGAAACGCUAAACUUGACGGGACGUCAUCGUUGUUUCUUCCCGAUAGCUAACAGGGAUGAACGUAAUGAGAUACCUGCUCCAUUCCAUCGGGAAAGAGCCAAGUUGAAGGAUACCAUUAUAAAUACAUAAGAGGAAACACCUAGCGAGUGGGUGAUUACGAUGCAAGCGGAUAAGAGCAAUACUAAUACUGAUGCUCUCAACGACGUGACUUCAGUUGCGAAUGAGGUAACAAAUUUGAAGAUGGAAGACGGUUCAACGACUUUAACCCCAAGUAGUCCUGGCAGCACUGAACCGGGUAGCUUUCUAGCGAGCUUUAAAGCGUUUUCUAAAUUUGGCGAUUCAAAAAGCGAUGGCAAACUGAUUACGUUAAGUCAAAGUGACAAAUGGAUGAAGCAGGCAAAAGUGAUUGAUGGAAAAAAAAUUACCACCACGGACACAGGAAUUUACUUCAAGAAACAAAAAUCAAUGAAACUUGGUCUUGAACAGUACAAAAUGUUUCUUGAAGAAUUGGCCAAAGGUAAAAAAGUGGAAUUAGCAGAAAUAAAAAGAAAAAUGGCAAAUUGUGGACCACCUGGGUUUACUGGAGGCGCUGGUGCAGCUGGCAAAGCGGCAUCAACAGUUGACAGGCUUACCGAUGUUACUAAAUAUACCGGCUCCCAUAAGCAACGUUUUGACGAGACAGGAAAAGGUAAAGGCAUAGCAGGUCGCAAGGAUAUACCAGAUACAUCCGGAUAUGUUCAAGGUUACCAAAAUAAAGAUACAUAUAAGGGCCAGUAGUAUUUAUUUGUAUGCUCUGAUAACAAAUAAAGUGUUGUUAAGAUCAUGUCUGAAUACAAUAUACAUUCGAAUCGACGCUACUCGCUGACGGUCUGAAUUUCUUUAUCAUAUUGUUAGCGGUCUGACUGAUAACUUGAAUAUUAGUUUUGCAAAAUUUGUCAUCUAUAAGGCUCCUGAGUAGUCGGCCGAGAACUCGCCGUUGAUAAUAGCGAUGUAGUAUCGCAAAAAAAGUUAGAACUAAUAGGUGUGAUAUGUGACAAUGAAAUUUUCUCUUCCAUGUCAUUUCGUUCUUACGUCAGUUUAUUAUAAAAAUGUGACUUGUUUCGUAUUUAUUAAAUUUGUAAAAAUGGACCGCAAGUAAAAUUAUUUUUGAAUUUUAUAUGUAAAAGCAUAUUUUUCAUUUUUUUCAAUAGCUGUCCGUUUAUUUUUCUGUCUAAAUAGACUUCUCUUUACGCGUUUUUUUACGACUUUUUACUGACUAUCAGGGAGCAAAAGAAAAGUGGAGACCCAUUUUUACAAGUGUAUUAAAAUAAUUAAGUAUUUUGUUUUAUCUAAAUUCUUUUUAUUUACCAUAUAAUGACAACGUGGCAAAAAAUUUCAGUUUAACCGUGUAUUUUCUUGUCAGAAUAGACUUCACUUUAGUUGUUUUUUACGACCAUUUACUGACUGUUAAGGGAGAAAAGAAUAGUUGAGACCCAUUUUUAAUAAGUGUUUUAAAGUAAUCUCAUUAUGUUGUUUUAUCCAAAUCUUAUUUAUUUACAAAUGGCACGCAAAAUUUUUUAUGUGUAAUUUCUUGUUUAUGACAUCACGAUUUCAAUACAACCGUGGCGACUACUCAAGGGCCUUAAGAUAAUAAUGUCGUAAUUAAGGAUUUUUGACAAAAUAUUAAUGAUAUAUUUGCGGCAAUCUUUAGGAAAAUCUUGUUUCUAAUAUUUAUAUUGUAUUUUUAGACCGAUAAAAGAUCUGAAAAAUUUUUUUUUUCAAAGUUAUUUUAUUGUUCAACUUAUUUUAUUUAUAUUGUGUAAUAUGAUUUAGUUAGUUUUACAUAUCGCUACUAUUUUUUGUUUGAUGAUUGGUUGUAACUUGGAGCACAUUCUAUUUAACGCUUGCAACACUCACGAGCAUUAUUUGUUGUUUUUUAAUUUUCAAUAAGCAACACAGAUGAAAUAAUUCCAAGAGUUAUGUAGAACGCGCUCUUGAUGAGAUGAAAAUAAUAUAACUUUGUAGCUUUUUUACAUCUUUAUUUAUUUUAUUAACGAGGUCUUUUUGGGAGUAGCAGUUAUAUAGUAUAAUUAGGUUUAUCUACGGCACAGUAUCUUUGCAACUACAUUGUAGCAACAUUACAAUCUUGCAUAUCGCAGCAAGAAAAAUUAUUAAAAUAUAAAAGUUUAUUUUUAAUAAUAUAGUAUCAAUAUUUUUAACACAUUGUAUUAAGUAAAAAUAAACUGUUAAGCUUUUAUGUAUAAA
Messenger RNA from Solenopsis invicta (red fire ant), 2752 nucleotides. RefSeq names its product tubulin polymerization-promoting protein homolog (gene ringer). The coding region runs from base 668 to 1285 and encodes 205 amino acids. The transcript is spliced from 6 exons. Gene Ontology annotation, molecular function: tubulin binding. Gene Ontology annotation, biological process: microtubule polymerization; positive regulation of protein polymerization; microtubule bundle formation. The record is from RefSeq and is a predicted model, not a curated record. Gene Ontology annotation, cellular component: microtubule. Lineage: Eukaryota; Metazoa; Arthropoda; Insecta; Hymenoptera; Formicidae.